This is a messenger RNA of Onthophagus taurus, 2706 nucleotides long. The record is from RefSeq and is a predicted model, not a curated record. NCBI's taxonomy places the organism in Eukaryota, Metazoa, Arthropoda, Insecta, Coleoptera, Scarabaeidae.
AUGAUUUACCAUUCCAACAAAUUAUUUGGAGAGAAAAUUCAUCACAGCCAAUUCAAAUGCUUACGUCAGCUCGCUGAUGAUAACUCAGAAAACCUUCCUCAAGGCUCAGAAAUCCUUAAAUUGAAUACAUAUGUGGAUGAUAUCUUCUCUGGAGCAAAUAGCAUAGACAAAGUUCACGAAAUAAUCUUCGAGCUCAAUAAAAUUCUAAAAUCAGCUGGUUUCACUGCAAGGAAGUGGGUUUCAAAUCAUCAAGAUGCUCUUGUUCAUUUACCUUUAGAUGUAUUAUCUAAUGCCCAUACUUAUUCAGUUGAAGAAGAUAAUAAACUACGCGCCUUGGGUUUAUUAUGGAAUAACAUUGAAGAUCAGUUUUUAUUCGUUUGUCGCGCUUCUUAUAACAUGUCCAAAUCGACAACCAAACGUGAAGUUCUGUCUUUUAUUGCUCGUUUAUUCGACCCUCUCGGUUGGCUUUCUCCACUGACAAUUAUUGCAAAAGUUUUUAUGCAACAACUAUGGGUGCAACAUCUCGAUUGGGAUGAGAAUCUCCCUAAUAAUCUGGAAGAAAAGUGGCAGACAUUCAUAAAAAGUUAUAAUCAAAUUCCGACAAUUCAUGUACCCAGAUGGCUUGGGACUUCCGAUAGAACUGAAUCAAUCGAAGUUCACGGGUUUUCUGACGCUUCCUUCGACGCGUACGGGGCAGUCGUAUAUCUUCGCGUUUUAACAAAUAAAGAAGUGCGCGUUUCGUUACUAAUUUCAAAAUCAAAAGUGUCGCCUCUAAAACGCGUUACCAUUCCCCGUCUCGAACUAUGUGCGGCAGUUCUGCUUACUCGUUUAAUUAAACGUGUUCAAAACGUGUUAAAUCUCUCAGACUGUCCGGUGCACUUGUGGACUGAUUCAACAGUGGUUCUUGCAUGGAUUAAAAGUCAUCCAUCUCGAUGGAAGGACUACGUAAGAAAUAGAGUCACAGAGAUUCACGAGUUGGUCAACGUUCAAUGGCAUCACGUACCAAGUGGUGACAACCCAGCGGAUUUGGUUUCUCGAGGUGUUUCCGUGGCCAAAUUACAAGAAAAUUCUCUUUGGUGGGUUGGACCUUCAUGGCUUGUCGCAUCUCCCUCUGAGUGGCCAUCAAUUCAUCUCAAUUCUUCUGAUGAGACUGAUCUGGAAAGAAGACUGAAAAGUUCAAAUAUUUCAACUAAAGCUGAUGAUGGUUGGGACCUAAAACAUCGCUAUUCUUCCCUGAGAAGACUGCUUCGUAUCACCGCGUGGUGUAUGAGAAUUUUUAAAAGAAAUAAUCUUUAUUCUCAUGUUUCAGACGUUCUAUCUCCUGCCGAAAUUAAUAAUGCUCUAAUGUUUUGGGUUCGAGAGAGUCAGCAGCUUCAAUUUUCCGAAGAAAUUACCUUAUUAUCGUCAAAAAGAGUCAUUCCAAAAUCAAGUUCCCUCUUCCGACUGUCUCCGUUCAUUGAUGGCAAUGGGUUUCUCCGAAUAACUGGACGUCUCAAAUUCGCCAACUUGGAAUAUGAUGAAAAACAUCCUAUUAUCAUCCCCAAGCUGUCAGUUAUCACAAGUCUCAUCAUUGAUCAUCACCAUAAAUCUACACUUCAUGGAGGUACACAACUUACCUUGUCUUCAAUCCGACGACGAUUUUGGGUGGUUGGUGGUCGUGUUCCUGUUCGUUCUUAUAUCAAUAGAUGUAUGGUGUGUGCGAAACAUAAAGUUAUAACCAGCCAACAACUAAUGGGACAGCUUCCUCCUGCCCGAGUGAAUCAAUCCCGACCAUUUUUACACUCUGGCGUCGAUUAUGCAGGACCAUUUCAAUUACGAACAAUGAGAGGACGAGGUGGUAAACUCUAUAAGGGUUAUUUGAUCAUUUUCAUUUGUUUAAGUACAUCAGCGGUUCACCUGGACGUCGUUACCGAUUAUACCACUGAUGGAUUUCUUGCCGCCUACAAAAGAUUCACCGGCCGUAGAGGAAUAUGUGAAUGCCUCUAUAGUGAUUGUGGUACAAACCUGAUCGGAGCCGAUAGAGAACUUCGAGCUCUUUUCAACAAAUCUUCCAAUGAAUGGAAACAUCUAGCGAACAUUCUAAGCAACGAUGGUACAAACUGGAAGUUUAAUCCGCCUUCAGCGCCUCACUUUGGCGGAAAAUGGGAAGGAAAUAUCAGAAUUGUUAAAAGUCACUUAAAGAAAAUCAUUGGUUUUACUACACUCACGUAUGAAGAAUUCGUUACUGUCUUAGUUCAAAUUGAAGCCGUUAUGAAUUCACGGCCUCUCUGCGCAGUUUCCAAUGAUCCUCUUAAUUACGAUGUACUUACACCCGGUCACUUUUUGAUUGGAAGUUCUCUAGCCGUUGUACCUGAACCAUCUCUUCUUGAUUUCAAAACCUCUCGUCUCUCCAGAUGGCAACAUCUAAGACAAAUGAUUGAAAGCUUUUGGAAACAUUGGUCCGUUUAUUACCUCCAAUCUAUACAAAACGCCAGUAAGUGGUUCGAAGCCAAGAAUAUUCCACAGUUAGGACGGUUAGUCUUAAUUAAAGAUGAACGUCUUCCUCCUUCGAAAUGGGCUAUUGCGCGAAUAACAGAAAUGCACUCUGGUCCUGAUGGUCGCAUAAGAGUUGUAACUUUACGAACACCAACAACGACACUCACGCGGCCCAUAACAAAAAUUUGUUUAUUACCGGAAGUUGAAACCGAUGACAGCGAUACUCAAUAA